GUUGGAUAUUGAGUGGUUAUGCUAAAUAGGUCAUGUAGGCAAAUUCCUCCUUCAAAACUUUUGAACAAUGCGGAAAUGAAGUUAUUGAUUUAAAAGAGAAAAGUUUGAAUCACAAUGGAGGUAUCCGGUAAGAAACUCCGGUCGAAUGCAUCUCUGCCGUACGCGACCUACUGCCAGCCCUGCUCUAAUGAUGGGGAAAUCCUCCCAGCCGAGGCUUACUGUACUGUCUGCAAGGAGUUUAUUUGCUCUACUUGCACAAAUAUUCACAAGAAACAAAAGAUUUUGAGGUCUCAUGCACUUUUGGAUAAGAAAAGCAUGCCUACAGCUAUGAACGUUCCGUCAUUUGUACCACAAAGCACAUUGCCUUGCGAUGUCCAUCCUGAAGAGUUUAUUAAGUACUUCUGUCCAACCCACCAAACACUCAACUGCGGACAUUGUCUAGUUAAAGAUCAUAGAACAUGUCAUGUUGACAUAAUCUCUGAAAUAUCAAGGGGCUUUAAAGAUUGCAAGGAGUAUGAAGACAUCAGCAAAGCAUUUUCCCAAUUGUCUAAAACCCUUGAAUGCUGUGCUGAAGACGCUGAACUCAAAUUGAAAGUAAUAAAAGAGCUUGCUGAAGAUGAAGUUUCAAAUUUACAGGAAUAUCGCGCUAAGGUAAACACAUACUUUGAUGAGAGGGUCAAUGCCCUUAUGACGAUCAUAGAGAAAAUGAAAAAUAUAGAUGAAGUACGUCUUCACUCCAUAAAACCCAAAUGCGAUGACCUUAGAGCCAAGGUUGAAGAAAUCGAAUCCAAACUUGCAGAGCAGGAGAAAAACAGUGCCCAUUUGUUCAUUGAAGUCAAGAAAGCACAGAAACAGGUAGAAAUUUUGCAGUUAGGCCUGGCUGACAUUAAUAAAAAAAUGACUUUUCACCGCUACCACAUACGAAAGGACCCUGCGACAGAAAGACUAUUGUCAUCCAGCACGGGCCUUGGUACUGUUGAAGAAAUAGCGAGUAGCGGAGAUAGCACAUCGUUCGGCAACGAUGUGAGAGGGUGUAUUGGAGAAAUGGUGAAUCUUCAUGUGUCGACAGAGGUCAUCAAAAGUUCGGAUGAGUAUGUUCGAAAAAAGACGAAAACUCCUAAUGUGAAGAAAAAUGUCAGCAACGAUUGGGAAGAGUAUGCUCGGGAAAAGACGUAUACUCCUAUUGGACCGAUACAAUACAAACACAGGCAAAAGAAACACUGGCAUGACAUGUAUGGAGACGAAUUAUGAUCAAAAGCAGUUGAUAUGUGGCUAUGUUCUUUGUACUGAAUUUAUAUGUUCUUGACAAUCGGAUAGAAAGUAUGCACAAACUGUUUAUAUGUAGAUAUCUUCUUAGGUUGUUUCUUAGCCUUAAAACACUAGCCUUAAAACAAACCUUAGUUUCCUCUAACGUACUAAUUACCUUCCCCAUGCUUGAUACAAAAUGCUAUUUUUCACCUUUAUACCUUAAUUGAUAUUUUCGUGAUUCAAACUUAACAAAGUUUUAUGUAACAAAAUUCAAUUAGCAUCAAUCUGACAGAAUUUAUGAUGAUCCAAAUGUUGAAAAUAUGGCAACGUCCCGGUCAUUAUGGUGAAGUAGACGCUUUAUAUCUCCGGACACAAUUUUCUAUUUUUCUUAUGUACUUUUACAUCAAAGGUGUUCGAAUUAUGAAUGAAAGUGUGAUAGAUGGACUUGUUUAAGGAUAGUUGUUCAAAGUAGGUGCACACUAAAUCCUGUAGUUUGAUUUGACUCAUAUUAACUUUGUAUACCUGAUAUUUUUACCUACGUCACGCUUGAAUUGUCACAAGUAUAAAUAAAGCAUUGGUCAAUACAACAGAUUACCACCCACGCACGGUGUUUCAAAACUACACUUCACGACAAAAUAAAGGCUAACCAUAAGUGUGCACUCUACAUCAAUUAGUGCUGGUACUGAGAAAAAGAGAAUCGCAGCAUCGCCAAUAGAUCACGAAGAAUUUAAAAAGACUCGUAUUGAAUCUAAUGAUAGUGAAUGCACCAUAUCUGACGAUGAGUCUAAAGUUUUCCAGUUAAGCGAAAACCAACUCACAUCUUUGGUCAACAGCAUCGUUACUGGCGUAUUAUCAAGUCUCCAGCAAAAGGUAGUUUCCUUAAAGCACCUCGUGGAAAAGCCAGUACUCUCGAAACCAAAAUAUCUGCCCUAGAGGAAAAGAUUUAUAUCCGUUUGAGUAAAUAACGACAUAUCUUAUCAAUACUGUAGGAAUAACUGCUUGAGGAUAGCUGGUAUCGUGGAAUCUCAGGGCGAGUUCACAGACAUAAUCCUUGUGGAUCUGAUCAAAGCCACUGGAACUGAAAUUUCACUUGAUCAGAAAGUUCGCACUCCCAUGCUUGGCAAACCUAGGACCAUGGGAUCCCGCCAACCGGCUUACGAACCCCCAAGGGAUAAUAUUAUUAAGUUUAUAUCCUACAGGUUUCACCAACAGGUCUACAAGUUGCAUACCAAACUGAAGAGCGCUGGAUACAAAAUAACCCGUCGUUUGUUCAAGGAUUGAAACACCUUAUGCCUUCGAGUCUUUCAAGACGUGAAAGGUCUUAAUAACUUUACUUUGCUUUGCCGUGCAGUAUUCUAUGUAGUACUACAGUGCAAAUUAUUGAUCAAUUUAUAAACAUUUCAUUGAGUUGAAUUUAUUUAUAAACAUUUCAUUAAGUUGAAGUUAUAAUUAUAAUUUAAUCCCAUUUUACGCUUUCGAUAUCUAACCAAACCACACGUUGUUUUCAUUCUUUUAUUGUAAUUUAGUUAAUAAACCAUUCUUAAUUAAGUCUAUAUUAAACAACGACUUGUUGGGCAAUGAAGUUUACUGUAUGGUAUAUUGACAUAAAAACUUGAUUUUA
Molecule: messenger RNA, 2869 nt
Organism: Mya arenaria
Lineage: Eukaryota; Metazoa; Mollusca; Bivalvia; Myida; Myidae
Product: E3 ubiquitin-protein ligase TRIM33-like
Exons: 6
Coding region: 115-1251 (378 amino acids)
Biological process (GO): positive regulation of DNA-templated transcription
Cellular component (GO): nucleoplasm; chromatin
Molecular function (GO): ubiquitin-protein transferase activity
Source: RefSeq, a predicted model, not a curated record